Homarus americanus (American lobster) is the source of this 8567-nucleotide messenger RNA. It is a transcript of the gene Pgant2, whose product is annotated as polypeptide N-acetylgalactosaminyltransferase 2-like. Gene Ontology annotation, cellular component: Golgi apparatus. The transcript is spliced from 14 exons. NCBI's taxonomy places the organism in Eukaryota, Metazoa, Arthropoda, Malacostraca, Decapoda, Nephropidae. The record is from RefSeq and is a predicted model, not a curated record. Bases 49 to 1860 code for a protein of 603 amino acids.
GGUCAGUGUCGCUCGCAGCUCCGCGGUGGUCUGUGUACACUCACUACCAUGCGUAGGAACUGCAAACUCUUCAUAAUCGUUUCGUGUGUGUGGACGCUGGGUGUUGUCGUUUAUCUUAACACGAGUAAGGAUGUGAAGAACUCGACCCGCAGCAAGACAACUACUCAUUAUCUUACGGGCUCUGAGAAUCUGGCGCUGCGAUUAAAAGACUCUGCAGUGACCCAACAACAACAACAACAGCAACAACAACAACAACAACAACAACAAGCAUCGUCAAGCAAAAUAGCGUCAUCGAGUGUAGGCUUAGCAGGUGGAGGAGCAUCUGGUGGAGGGGGUGCUGGGGGCGGUGCUGGGGGAGGGGGAAUAGUGGUACCUUCGUUGUUCCUAGACGAGGAUGCCUACAUAGCAGCUGCCACCUUGACCCCUGGAGCUGAUGCCUAUGAUAGGAAUAAGUUCAACCAGGCAGAGAGUGAUAAGCUGCCGUCUAAUAGAGCCAUACCUGACACGAGGCAUUUUACAUGCCGGAAGAAGGACUGGCGGACGGACCUCCCCCAAACAUCAGUCAUCAUCACCUUCCACAAUGAGGCUCGGUCCACCCUUCUGCGUACCGUCGUCAGUGUGUUGAACCGGAGUCCUGAACACCUGGUGAAGGAGAUUAUUCUGGUGGACGACUUUAGCGACAACCCCCAAGACGGUGCCGAGUUAGCCAAGAUACAGAAAGUGCGGAUUAUCAGGAAUGACCAGAGAGAAGGUUUGAUGCGUUCUCGUGUGAGGGGGUCAGAUGCUGCCACAGCCCCUAUCCUCACUUUCCUUGACUCGCACUGUGAAUGUAACCAACACUGGCUAGAGCCCAUGCUGGAGAGGGUGUCUGGGGACCGAACGAGGGUGGUGUGCCCUAUAAUAGAUGUGAUCAGUAUGGACACCUUCCAGUAUAUCGGAGCUUCAGCUGAUUUAAGAGGAGGCUUUGAUUGGAACCUGGUGUUUAAGUGGGAGUAUCUGUCCUCUGAGGAAAAGAAGAAACGGCAGAAAGACCCAACGCAGGUUAUAAAAACUCCCAUGAUAGCUGGUGGACUCUUUAUGAUAGACAAGUCAUACUUUGAACAGCUCGGCAAAUAUGACAUGUUCAUGGAUAUUUGGGGAGGAGAAAAUUUAGAAAUUUCUUUCCGGGUGUGGCAGUGUGGGGGAAGCUUAGAAAUUGUCCCUUGCUCACGAGUGGGACAUGUGUUCCGUAAGCAGCAUCCAUAUACUUUCCCAGGAGGGUCUGGUAAUGUGUUUGCUCGAAAACACACGCGAAGGGCAGCAGAAGUUUGGAUGGACGAUUACAAGAAAUAUUAUUAUUCUGCUGUGCCAUUAGCCAAGAGUGUCAAUUAUGGAAAUAUUCAGAGUCGACUAGAGCUACGAAAACAGUUGAAAUGUAAAAAUUUCAAGUGGUACUUAGAGAAUGUAUACCCAGAGUUAGAGGUUCCAGAUGGUGGACACGGCACUUUUGGGGUGUUCAAGCAAAAUCUUAAGUGUAUGGAUACAUUGGGUCACCGUGCAGAGGGGACAGUAGGCCUUUAUUCUUGCCAUGGCACUGGAGGGAAUCAGGAGUGGUCACUUACUCGAGAUAAAUUGAUUAGGCAUGGUGAACUGUGUCUGUCGCUGCCAGAGCUCAGGCCUGGUGCAGGUCUCAUUCUUGCUCCUUGUCAAAACAGUGACUUGCAGAAAUGGAUGCGCAGAGAUGGUGACCGGCUAAUAAAGGCAGUAGGGGUCAAAUUAUGUAUAGAUAGUGCAAGGGAGAGAGCAGAUGGCUUAGUAGUAGAACUUUGUGAUGCGACUAAACUUACUCAACAAUGGUCUUUCGUUGUAAAUAAAAGUUAAUGUUAGAGCUUGUAUUUUUUAAAGAACUACAGUACUGUACAGCAAAAUGACAUGAAGAUGAACUCCAGAUCUGUUUAUGAGAGUGAGUUCACAUUUCCUCUGUACUGUAUGUACACUCGCUGUCCAUCAAGUGAAUCCACGCACGUUUUUGACUGUCACUAUUAAGAUUUUUAUUCAUUGUACAUUGUUGAAAUGAUGAACUUCAAUGUAAUUGAAAAUUCAAAAUACCUGGUAUUUGUGGCAAGACAAGUUGGUGCCUGAUGUCUGCUAAAUGCAGUUCUAGUAUGUGAGUACUUACAUGACCUGAUAAAAGAAAAUUACCAUAAUGUGAGAAGCAUAGUACUGUACUGGGUCCUGUGCACUAUUAUGGGCAUCUUAUUAAUUAAUGCCCUCAGCCACUGUGGCAAUACAAGUGAUGGUAAAUUCUGUGUUUUAGGUACUGAACCAUAUUGAAAAUUUUGUAACUUCUAGACCUUCCUCUUUUUAGAUUAACUGACCUGUGUUUUUAUAUUUUAUUAAAUGAAAAUUACAGGGAGAGUUCAGACUAACAAUUGUUAGAUCUAUUACCGAGGAAUGUGUAGUUUCUUGCCAUUCAUUCUAUCCUUGUUAUAUUGUCAUGGUUAGUUAAAGUACAAUGUUUUAUCCAUUCAGUUGAGACCAAGAAUCUUCUUAUUCGAUAUGUACAGUUGCAGACAAAAUUCUCUGAACACUUGGCAAUAUUUGGUAUCUUCUUUUUGGUCAUAUACAGUACAGUACGAUAUCGAAAAAAAAAUUAUUAAUAUGCAAAGAAAAGUCUAAUAAAGUCCUAUGUUAAAAUUCCAAUUUCCGUCACCUAAUGAACCUCAAGUACAUUAUUUGUAUGCCAGAUUCUGCCACGUGUCCAGGGAAUUUUGUCUGCAGCUGUACAUCCUGUUUGUUAUGUGAUUAUCUUGCUGUAAAUUUUAUUCCUAUCUUGUGAUUAAUACAUUUAUAAAAACCAGCUGUUCCCAAGUGUAUGAGAAUAUGUCUAGUGCAUUAGCUUGAUUGGCAAACCUGUGUAUGCAAUGUCAGUGUUUCAAUAGUAAAAAGUGAGAUACUGUAGGAACUGAAGCUUGUUAUCACAUUAAAUAAUUUAAAUGUUUUUUGUUUUGUUUUUACUAAUUCAUGCAAUAACAAGUUAGGCCUCUCACAUUUUUUUUUUUAAUCUAAGGAGUUCAGUGGGACCUUUCACACAGAUGUCCAUUGAACUCUAUUGAUUUUUAAGUCACGUGACAAAAUCUCGUGUGAAAGAGGCCUGAAGAUCAAGCUGAUGAUGCAUUACAGUAUUGUUAAGACCAUAGUAUUGAAGUGAAGAGGUGCUUUCUGAAAUUUUAAUGUUUUCAGUUUAAGAUAUAGUAACUUGAAAUUGUUAUAGGUGUAAUUACUUAUUUAAAAACUUGUUUCAUUUUCAUAUUAUGCAACAUAUAAAUUGUGUGUAAUAAAGUUCUCAUUUGUUUUGGCAUUAGGGGAAAACCUUGAAAUUAUUUUAUUUUGUUGGUAAACAGAAGUAAGAAUAUUAAGUACCGGGUAUGUCUCAUUCAUAAUCCUUGAAUAUUCAUUUAUUUGGGAGUCAUAUUUGGAGAACAACUUUGUUUCAGUAGAUUCUAAGUGUUUUUUAUUUUUCAAACAGUUUGCAUCUUGGUACACCAUCUUUUAAAAUUACUGUACUGUACUUCUCAUAUCUUCACCAACAGUAGACAUCGAGUGAGCUUUUGGAAACUGAUGCAAAGAAAUACAGUACUGUAUUGUAUACUAUACAGGUAUAAUAAUUUAGGAUGGCAUAUGGAUCAUUCAGUGAUAAGAUAAAACAGUGUAAAGAGAAUUGCUUGCCUGUAUGUCUGUUUCAUAGUUUGUAAGAGAGGGUUGUUUAAGUAAGAUUAUGUUUUUGCCAGGUAGUGAGCUAAUGAGUUUGUCUUGAUACUGUUAUCCCAAAAAUUUAAACCCGGUGAAGAAUUGACGGAUCUCUCGAUUUUAGUUUAUUUAAUUCUUUUCGAUAUUUUUUUUAUAGUUUCUAGUCAAGACUGUCAUGAAUUGUUUCCUACCCAGUAAAAUUUUUGUGGUUUUAUAUUAUUGUAUACUGUACAAUAUAUUCUUAUUGAUUAGUUUAUAUUUUGGGAUUUGUUAUGAAUACUGUGAUGUUUAUUGUUUGUAGAAAUAUUUAUUUUGAAGUAAUUAAAAUAUUGAAGGCAUUGACUGUGUGAAGAAAGGUCUUGUCAUACUUUAGUCACAUUUUAUAUUGAUAUUUUCAUCCAUGACAAGUGAAACUUUAAUGAGUAAUUAUUCUGAACUUUACCUAGAAGAUGAGUUAUUAUUUUUUUAAGUACUGUAUAAGAAUAUUGUUUCGUUUUACCGAGUACACGAAUAAAAAAGACUGAGUGGUCAGAUUUAUAGCUUGAUAUGAAACUUCAUCUCUACAGUCAGGAUUGUUGUCUGAAGAAUGCGUGUGUGUGUGUGUGUGUGUGUGUGUGUGUGUGUGUGUGUGUGUGUGUGUGUGUGUUGUAUAUGCAUGUUGUGGGUACUUUGUACAGUGCAGUAUUUACCUACAAUAAGUGUUGGCAGUAAGAAUGGCCAUAAAUACUUUUUCUUAUUAUUGAAACGAUAUUAAAAACAAUUGCAAGGAAAUAUCCGUACCUGUUCAAAGGAGAGCUUUUGGUUAACUAUAAUCCUCACUGGUUAAUACUACUGUACUGUAAACCAUUUCCUUUAUUGGUUUAUUCAUAGAAGUAUACUGUACAGGUAUUAUGUUGCGUAGUGGUUGUAGGUGUUUAUACAUUAAAAACCAUUCCAGAGUCAAAUACAGUACUGUACUGUACUUGUUUUGAAAUAAUAUUACAUGUACAAGAUCACAUCCAGUACUUUAGUUACAAUAUGAAUUAUAAUUUGUUCAUACAGCAAUGUCAUGUGUCCCUAGAUAACAGUUAUUGUACAUAGUGCUUUUGUUUGUUUAAGAAAGGUUAAAUGCAAAUAGGAAUCGAAGGUGGAUACAGGAAUUUUCAAGGAAGGGAAUUGAUAAGCUUCAGUCACUAGAUCUCAUGAUAAAAACUAUAGGAGUUCAGUUCACAAGUAGUGGUUGAUAACACUGUCAGAUAAAGAUGGUCAGGUUUAUUUAUGACAGGACAGUGCACCUCUGUUCCAGGAAUGGUGGGAGGGGAGUGCUGGAUGUUAGAUUUAUUUUGAAGGGAACGACAUUGUUAUGAGUUUAGAUAAUACUGUAAUCUGGUUUAUUGUUAACCUAAAUGUUCUCUAAAGCUAUGUGGGCUAUUCCUGUACAUUUGAUAUUUCAAAACUCUAUGAGAGUGUUUUAUUAUACUGUAGUUUAAUUACCACACUACCUGUGGAACAGAAUAUUAGUCAUGUGUAUAUUCUUAGCUUUUAUACUCGGAGUUUACUUGUAGGAGAGCAGUAAUACAUUCAGUUGGCAAAAUAUAUAGUACAAUAUUAGAAAAGUACCACGUUUAGGAUAACAAACUAUUUAUUUUCUUUUGAAACUGAUGAAACAAAGUAACCAUGUCUAAAUAAAACUCCCCUUGGGUAAUUGAUGAGGUUUGGUAGCUUGGUGUUGUCCUAAAAAUGGUUGGUUUAGUGGUACAGUUUUCCAACAUUGUACAUCAUGCCUCCAGUUGUUGAACAGGUAUUUCAACAUGCACAAUUCUCCAGCAGUUUUGAGUAUUGUUAAGUCUGCUUCCAUAGAUUGUAUAGAAUUCCGAGUCCCAUACAUACUGUUUGGAGAAAACUCUGUAUAUUAUGCUGCAUAAACUGCAAAAAAAAAAAGGCUUAUUUAAUGUAGAUAGAUUUAUAGCUUUACAAUAUCAUGACUAGAUGUCUACAGCAAGCUCUGCCUUUGUAUAGAAAAACAGCAGAUGUUGUUUGUUUCCUCAUCUUAUAGAUGAUGUAAGAUACGACUGUAAUUUUUAUAAUUUGUUUUCUUUUAUUCAUCAUUUUAUACAAAGAAUUGAUGCUCAAAUAUUUUAUGGAAACUGUAAUAUAUUUGUGUAGGUCUUUUUCACCAACCUGGGAAAGGGAUUCAUAUUAAGUUUAAAAAAUGAAAUACUCCUGUACACAUCAACAGUAUUGCAGGAGUUUGCUUUAGAGGAAAAAUUGAAUGUUAACCUGUGUUAUUACUGGUGUGAUGACAAUAAUGCUGUGCUUGUUAAAAAAUUCAUUGUAGUAUUAAUGCACAUACACUGUAUAGAAUUGAAAGCAUCAUGUAGUAUUACCAUUUAAAGUUAGAAUGUGAAUUGAGUUCAUAAUAAGACAUUUAAGUCCAGUGUUUCAUUUUUUUUUAUAUAUUUUUUAACAUGACUGCACAAUAUAUUAAACAAGCACAAUUCAUAGCCAUUAAGAAGCUUUUCUCAUUCCAUUGGAUAUUAUAAAAGUAUAAAGAUAUAUAUAUAGUCAUCUUUGUGAUGAUGUGAUCUUUUGGGCUGCUUAGUCAGCCCUACGUCUGCCUUUCUUGACUGACAAACUGAGGGAUCAUUUUCUGAGUGAAGUUUCACCCUAGGUACACAGCCAAUAAUCGAUACAUUGGUCAGUCUUGUUUAUAUCAAUGUUAGAAUAGGUCGUAUUACCACACAUGUGAUACGGUACUUCAGUCUUUUACAAGGUUCUAACUGACGUUAUAAUAGAAACCAUUCCUCAUAACCCAGGCAAGAUAGCUUUAAUAGGAAAAAAAAAGAUUUAGGCAGCCCACCAUUCCAAUUUGUAGUUACUAAAUAUGAGAUGGUCAGUGACUGAAAUUGGAAUAAUCUACAUGUGCCUCUUCUUAGAGAGAGGUUCAGAGUGGCAGUGAGACAUCAGGAACAGAUACAAUGAAACCUCUAUUUAACAGACUAUAUGGAGAGGGGAGUUUGUUAUAUCGAGGGUCUGUUUGUGAAACCUCCAUCUAACAAACUACAGUACUGUAUAGAGAUGGAAGUCUGUUAUAUCGAGGGUCCACUAGAUGUAACAUCCCAUCUAACAGAUUAUGUAUGAAAAGAAAACUCCAUUAUAUGGAGGUUUCACUGUAGUUUAAGCAAGGAUAAAAAGUAGUACGGUAUGGUUCUGGUAACCCAAUUGACCCUGUACUAUGCUCCAGUCCAAAAGUAAAUAAAGAAUCCAACUUGCAGAGUGCCAUCUACAGACAAAUACACAAACUUACAAGGUAGCAAUUAUUUGUGCUAACAUUUCACAAAAAAAAAGAUAUACAGUACUGUAAAUCAUAAUAUAUACUGACCAGUUAACUCUGUUUUUCAUAAUGUUACUGGAACCUUGCUACUGGUAUAUCUUCCCUUUCUUUACCUUUUCUUUGUUAGUGUGAUCAAACAUUCACUUACACCUGUAUAUUUGUUUCUUAAUAGAUGAUGAAGCGGAAUAAAACUUGGUUCAUUGCUAUAAAUAAUAUAGUACAGUAUAUAAAUGCAUGUAUUAUAUUUCUUUUAAAUUUAUAAUUACUGUACUGUACUGUAUUUGGUUAGUACGGAAAAUGUGCCUGAAUUUUUUUUUUCAAUUAACCGGAAUGUCAAUUGAUCAGGUAAUCGUAGCUAGCCUGUGCAAGUGUGUGGAAAAUGGCAAUAAAAUGGUGAUAGUGAUUAGGCACUAUUUAGAAGAUUCACUGAUUUUCAAAUUAAUUUUACUUGAAAAUCUUAAUGUAUGUUUUUUAUUAUUUAUCUUUACUUAUAAUUAUUUGGAUCUACUCAGGAUUGGAGCCAUAAUAAAUACAGUACUGUAUCAAGAAAUUGUUUUGUACAGUAUUUCCAUUUUCACAGAACAAAACUUGUAUUUUAAACUUUAAUAAUUCUACAUUUUAUUAAACCUUGUCCAUAAUACUGUACAGGUGAAGAAUGGAGAUGUUUUGAUGUACUUCAUAAUAUUUUCAAAGCAUAACACCUGUGUGUAUGUCACCUUCACUGUUGUGGGGGUGGCAUUAACCAGAGUGAUAAGAUUCAUUUUUCAUCCAUUCCUGCCAUCCUAGGCAUCAUCCAUGGAGCUUGCCAUUAUUUGAGUAUGAAGAAUGAAUUAUUGGGAAGUAGUUUUAUUAAGUCUAGCACAUAAAUUCUAAAAUAAAAUAUAAAAAGCUGUGCAUUAGGAGAUAAACCUAGUCAUGACAAGUAAACCUUGUUUUAAGAGUUAACCAAAUUUUCUCAAAACCAUUUGCAUUGUACUGUACUAUACAGUAUAUUCAAAUGAAAUAUUUAUAUAUUUUGCCAGGAGCUGUUCUUGUAAAUAUACAUCCUAUUCUCUUGUGUAAUAUUUCCUAUGUAAGAGUGGGUAAUUAUGAAAAAAUGUAUUCCACACCAGUAUAAUUCAUAUACUGAAUGUUUGUACAGCAGUGUAAACAACAGUCCAAAUUUCUUCUUUUACAACUCAGUAUCCCACUAGUCAUCUGUGUAUUUAAUGUGCAUAAACUUCUGUAAGUGUUUUACAGUGUACAGUAAAGAUUAUAACGAAAUUUGUAGUUUUUGAUGUUUGAAAACUAGAAAAAAUUCAUUCCAGGCCAAGCUUUUAGAGACAGAUUUCAAUUAUAAUGCAAUAUGUGCCAGGAGCAGUAACUAAAAAAAUUGGAGGUUACAUCACAAAUGAUUUCCCAGGAAUGAGUCAUUGUGAUUUAUCCAAACUUUGUAUUUGCUGUUCUUGUUUAUGUAACUAAAGGCUUGAAAGUCGGCUUGUAUGAUUUUUGCCAUGUGCUAAAAAUUAAAGUGUCUUCCAAAGUA